AUGCAGUUCUCCCGCCUCUUCCGCCGCAUCGCCCUGCUUUUACUGCCCUUAGCACUCACUGGCACCCUAUGGCUGUACCUAUACCCCAUCUUCCACUCCUGUGGCUUCCCCACACCGCCGCCUACCAACACGACUUUGCUUGCGCCCUUUCGAUUGCUGGCCUUGGGCGAUCCGCAACUCGAGGGUGACUCGUCGCUUCCGGACCCCGAAGCGCUGGUGUUUCCCUCGCUUGAACUCUUCCCCGAACAGCUGCGGGCUUCAGCUACGUGGGCGGAGAGCCGUCAUGUCGUUGUGGAAGCGGCCAAGGGUGCGGUGCAGGACGCGCGUAGAUGGUUAGAAGGCAAGAGAAAGGCGGUGGAUCUCUGGGGCAACGACUUAUACCUUGCACAUAUUGUGCGUAGCCUGAGAUGGGCGACGGAGCCUACGCAUAUUGCCGUCUUGGGCGACUUGCUGGGCAGUCAAUGGGUCACCAACGGAGAGUUUAGGAAGAGAGCGGGACGAUAUUGGGGGGUUGUGAUGAGGGGCUUGGAGAAUGUGCCUGAUCGCGUCUUGGGUAUCCAGCCGGUGGAAGAGAAUCACGAUGCAGAACCAGGCGAGGUCAACGAGGAGGUACAAAAGGGCUCAGACGGACAAGACGAGGGCACAACAUAUGGCGAGGACAGCAAGAAAGAGAGAAAGACAGCAUGGGGUGGCACGACAGAAGUCCUCGGCGCAGACAAGGACUGGAGCAAGCGCGUCAUCAAUAUUGCAGGGAACCACGACGUGGGCUACGCUGGCGAUCUCGACGAAUCGCGCAUCGAGCGCUUUGAACGGGCCUUUGGAAGCGUCAAUUGGGACAUUUGGUUCGAAUUACCACCGCACCUACGGCCCAAUAGCACACCCACUGAAGAGCCCCCGCCAGCCCUCCGCCUCGUAAUCCUGAACACCAUGAACCUCGAUACACCCGCCUGGUCCGCCGACCUCCAAACCGAGACCUACGACUUCACAAACCACAUCAUCAUGAACUCCCGCCCCGUACACGACAAAACGCACGCUACAAUCCUACUAACCCACAUUCCGCUUGAGAAGGAAGAGGGUAUCUGUGUUGACUCUCCCUACUUUGACUUCUUCGAAGAUGGCCAGGGGGUCAGGGAACAGAAUAUGCUAUCUGGCCAUGCGAGCAAGAUUAUACUAGAGGGCAUAUUCGGAUUGAGUGGGAAUAAAGAGGCUGAAGGAAGGGGGUUAGGGCGGCGAGGUGUAGUGGUGAACGGGCAUGAUCAUGAAGGCUGUGAUGUCGUGCAUUACAUUCGACAGCCAGGGAUAGAAAGCUCUUGUUCACUCGAAAGAGUAAAGAAGGAGGAAGCGUAUUGGCCAGUCCCCACGGCUGAAGAGGAGAACAUGGCUGUACCUCCACUCGACGCUGACAUGUCGCUGUCCUCUCCCAAUGAUACCGAAUCUACUCGACCUCCAGCGCCGAUUUCUGAACCCGAAAUCCCCAAAUGGCGUGCCCGCCACUAUCCACCCCUUGCCUACGACAUGUCGCCCUCCAACCACUGUCUCGCCAUCAACGAAGCACCGCACCUCCGCGAGAUCACACUACGCAGCAUGAUGGGCGAAUUUUCAGGCUAUGCAGGCUUCUUGUCAGCAUGGUUCGAUGAGAGCAAGGGAGAAAAGGGCGAGUGGGUGUUUGAGUUUGCGACGUGUGGGGUUGGCAUUCAGCAUUGGUGGUGGGCCGUGCAUGUGCUGGAUUUAGUGCUGAUUAUUUGCUUCCUGGGGUGGGGAUUGACGAGCACAUGGGAAAAGAGUGUUGCGAAGAAUCAAGACAAACAAGGUCAUCGGGUUCAAGAGGUAGCGUCGAAGCCUGAGGUUGAGAAAGCGAUGCCAAUCAAUGGGACGAGAAAUGCAAGUAGCAUGAAUGGCGGACGACAGGCACGUGCUAACGGGUAG
Messenger RNA from Plenodomus lingam JN3, 1926 nucleotides. RefSeq lists its product as uncharacterized. Gene Ontology annotation, cellular component: endoplasmic reticulum. NCBI's taxonomy places the organism in Eukaryota, Fungi, Ascomycota, Dothideomycetes, Pleosporales, Leptosphaeriaceae. Gene Ontology annotation, biological process: GPI anchor biosynthetic process. The record is from RefSeq and is a predicted model, not a curated record.